Messenger RNA from Anguilla rostrata (American eel), 4174 nucleotides. RefSeq names its product circadian associated repressor of transcription a (gene ciarta). The transcript is spliced from 6 exons. Bases 278 to 1447 code for a protein of 389 amino acids. Lineage: Eukaryota; Metazoa; Chordata; Actinopteri; Anguilliformes; Anguillidae. Gene Ontology annotation, cellular component: nucleus. The record is from RefSeq and is a predicted model, not a curated record. Gene Ontology annotation, biological process: circadian regulation of gene expression; negative regulation of DNA-templated transcription. Gene Ontology annotation, molecular function: RNA polymerase II cis-regulatory region sequence-specific DNA binding.
UCCUUGAGCGAAAGCACACAGUUCGGCACGUGUGGCACCGCACGUUGACACUCUCUCAUAGCUGACUGAAAAUACGGAGGAGGAAAACAAGCGAGUAGACUCGUGAAAUUAAGAGAGACUGGACAGCUGCGUCUGACUACUGGCUGUGCAUUUCACGCGUAUUUUCCAGUUAUUUUAUUUGUGUAGGUGUUUAAGAAGAAGCGUGUUGUUGACGUGAUUAUCCGGACCUAAUAUUACUUGCUGCUGUUGUUGCAUUACUAACGUAUCUUAAAAAGUGAUGCAGUCAUUUGGGAGUGCUUCAUCCUGGCAAUCCCGCGACUCGCCAUCCUCCAGCCACAACUUCCUGCACAGCGAGGGCGACCAGACCGAGGACGAGGCCGACGUCUUCCUGUCCGAGGGGGAGGGCGACAGCGGGGUGGGCGGGGGGCCGGGCAGCCCGCGCACCGCUAGCCCCGGGGCGCGUUCGACCCCCGCCGUUUUCGGGGGCCUGACUGGGUCUCGGCUGAAGAGGGACCAAGCGGGAUGGUGCCCCGGCAGCACCAGGGUGAUUCUGGUGUCCCCAUCCGGGGGCGUGAGGACCGGGGGAGAGGGACGGACGGAGGGGGACUUUGUCUUCGCUCAGAAGUGUGCUGAGCUCCAGGGAUUUGUUAGGCCGCUUCUGGAGCUUCUGAACGGGCUUAAAAGGGGCAAAUAUGACAGAGGUCUCAGCAGUUUCCAGCAGAGCGUUGCCAUGGACAGGAUCCAGAGGAUUGUGGGAGUACUGCAGAAACCCAGCAUGGGAGAGAGGCACCUGCACACCCUCCUGCAGGUGGAGAUGAUGCUCAAACUGUGGUUCCCGCAGAUCUCGCCCUCCGCCCCGCCCACCUCGGCGGCCACGCCCGCCCCGGCGGGGAGCUUAGCGCGCGGCGCCGCCCCGCGGUGGCGCAGAGACCAGCUGCACAUCCCUGUGAAGAAGCGAAGGCUCAGCUGGAUGAACACAGACAGCCCAGCUCAAGCUGCUCCUGCCUGCAAGCGCGUCCAGCGGGAGGAGCCGGCGUUAGGGGUGACCAGCUCUCCCUCAGAGAGGGCCUCCGCGAGGCCGGGCGGGCGAGGAGCGCGCUGCGAAAAAGAGGAGGGGAAGGAGGCCCGGGGAGAGCUUUCGAGCCGGCCCGAGUCCAGACUGGCCCCCGUCCCGCACCCGUCUAAAGAGAGCGGCGAGGGCAGAGGGGGAAACGCCGUCCCUCCCGUCGCCACUGCGGGAAGCCCGGCCACGCAGGACACCUUCAUCUCGUCCACCACCCGUCUCUCUCCUCCGCUCGACCCCGCCCCCGUGACACACGAGCCCGUGAGGUGCCACAGCCAGCCUAUCGCCACGGAGACGGAGGGUGGGCGGGCGUCCGAGACGUCUCGGAGAUGGAACCGGUCUCUUCCACUGCAGACAAAGCCUUUUACCGCUCCGGAGCAAUGAGCCCUCCUGGCUCCCCUCGCACCACAGACUGUACGCAAGCUCCUUCUCUUUGGCCGAUUCCGUGUCUGUAUACCAAGUGGGAAGUGUUGAAAAUGCAAUAUUAAAAAAAGUGUGGAUUUCAUUUUUCGACUGUUUCGCUGACUUUCACCAAUUUUUUUUUACACGUUUUUAAUUAAUUUCUUCCCCCAUGCAUUUCUGCCUUCUUGUGGGGUGUUUUAAAAAAAAUAUUUUAUUGGUUGGAGGACCACAAAAGAAGCAUAUAUAACAAAAAGGAUUUUCAGCAGUGAUUUUCAACUUUGCAACUAAAACAAGGGCGCUUGAUCAAAAUUAUUUUUUUAUUUCAACCAUUUCAACCAAAAAAAAAAAAAAAAAAUCAUAUCUUUUGUUUGCCCAACGCUCGAUCAUUUUCGUGUCAUGGCUAAGGCUACCGUGAUGAACCGAGCCACUGGAGCGGUGAGACUCGGGCAGGGCAGGGACGCGUGCAGGCGAACGAGCCGAGCCGCGAGCUACGGACUAGGAGCGCCACGCUGGAAGCAGGAAGUCCUCUUCGCCGGUUUCACUGGAGCUUCCGCGCUGAGAGCAACGUCAACCAGCGCCACCCCCGCCCCCUCCUCCGCAUUCCAGAAUUUCCCUUACAUUUCCCUGCGGAAGGACGGAAACCACACGAAGCGAAGGUUGUUGGUGGUGCUCGUGAGCAAAUUUAGCCUUGUGCUAAUAUAAUGAAAAACAUUGAAUAUGAUAUGAAUAAAAGCGACGAACCAGUAAAAUUGUGCCGUUUUGCUGCGUCUAACUUGAAGAAGCCGGACUCUCUCAAGCAGCCCGAAACAAAUCCUGUAUUUUUAAUAUGCGUUUAUUCACUUAUGGAUUGGAUUUUUGCAUUUGUCUGUUACUUGAAUUAUUUAUUUAUUUGGUGACUGGAGAUUUCUGCAGUUGGCUCUCUGACCACUUUGAAGUGUUUGCACUAGGUGGUGAGAAGUAAAAGGAAUAUUGAUCUGGGUUGGGGUCAAUUCUAUUACAGUCCAGGAAAUUAAUUGAAAUACAUUUUUAAGAAAUUCAAAAGUGUUCUAUGGACAAUUCAAAUAAGCGAUGAAUGAAUUUUCAAUUAAUUUUCUGUAUUGGCUGAAUUGAAAGGGAAUUGACUGCAGCCCUGGUGUUGCUCUUAUCGUCACUGUGCCUUGAAUCAAGACAGACGGCUUGUUUACUUAUUUUUCAGAAGAUUAAACCGUAACUUAUUUGUGAUCGCUGGACAUUCUUGGAGUAAAACACUUGUGCUGUUAUUUUGUAUCUGCUGUCGCUUACUACAACCCCAGACUGUUCACACAUAGUCAGACAGGCUGUCCACCGAUAAUGCCGAAACAGAUUGUAGACUCGCGCAACUUCACAGGUCAUAAACUACUGCCAACUCGUGAGCUUAGUUAUACAUUAAAUUAUUCCAAGCCGUCAUGGUACUUUGCACAUUUUGGAAGGCAACAGUGUUAUUUUAUUAUUUGUGAAGUGUAAACCUAAACUUUAUCAACUCUAUUUUGGGCGUGAAGGUCAUUAUCUUGAGAGGACAUUUAAAUGGCUACAGAAGUGAAGGGAAUGUUUCAAAUAAUACGUGAGACUGAUCAAAAUGUAGCUGACAUUUGUUUGGUUUUUUGAGAAGCUCAGCCAAUCUGGUUGCUCUGACUACAGACUGCUCUCUUCCUGCUAGUUUGAGUCUGCCCAGUGUCACUAUCCCCAGAGUACUGCAGCAGCAAGAGCCAGAGGCCAGAGUUUCUGGGUUGUCACAAUACGGGCGCCCCCUGGCUGCUCCUCAAGCAACUACAGGGCAUCUAGGGCUCUAGCUGUCAAAUGCUCAUGUGGAGAAUAUUAUCUGGCUUGAUUAUUAUGCAGUGCUCCAUUUGGAGAGGUGGCACAGCAGUGAUGUAAACACAUAGGGUAAUUGGUCUUUUCACCGUAUGGGGAGGGGCUGGGGUGGGGUGGGGUGGGGGAUUCUACUGUAGCUCAGUGACAUCAUCACCCAGUUUCACAUGUGAAUCAUGAGCUGGAAUUUGAUCUACACCAUGUGAUUUAUGUCACACCAUCAGGACGGCAUGUCGUGUUACAUUUUUGUAUUCUUCUAAUACAAAUUUACCCAUGAAGACAUGCAAAGGAUACAUACACAGCAGCUGAUAUUUCAUUUAUUGAUAAACACAAGUGUUUUCACUGGUGAUACGAGGGUAACCUUAACACGAGCAGAGAUGUGCCAGAGUCAAAGCAACAAGAUUGAACAACAAUAGCGCGGUGUAUGAAUACGUGUAAUCAGCUGACUGCCCUAGCUAACGAAUGUACAAGUGAGUACCAAGCUGUGAAUAUGGAUAGUGCACUAAAGUUGCAAACCACUUAAGUGGUGCGUCAGGAUGUUUUUUUUUAAUGUAUUAUUUUGCAUGGACAUUACAUGACAGCACAAGCCAGUUGCUUUUAUUCCCAUUUUGUAUUUGCAAUGUAUUUUGUCUGGAAAAAGGCCAGGUUUGUGGGUUGAAAUUUGUCCCGCCUUUUUUUAUAAUUUAUAUAUUCCCCCCACAUCUACACGUUUGGAUUAUCUCUCUCUCCCUCUUUUGCUUUCCAACACCGUUCUUCCUAUGCCAAAAUUGGCUGCUGGUUGAAAGAAAACCACGGAAGCCAGCGGACACUGUGGCGUUUUGUUACUGGAACUGUGCGACCAUGUAAUAGAAAAAUGAUUUAAUAAAUGAGAGUUUUUGAAAA